CUGUCUCUAUUUACAACUGCGCAGUUAUCGGUUGUGCAUCAUGGCGUCCUCAAGCGCCACAAAAGAGACAAAAGGUAGAAGGGGAAGCUAUAAUACAGAAAUUCCAGAUUUGUCUUUGAGAAGGAUGGUUUUAGUUGGAAUGACAGGAGCUGGUAAAAGCUCUUCUGGAAAUACAAUCCUGGGCAGAGGGGCCUUUAGAGCUGCCAGAAGUGCUUCAUCUGUAACCAAAGAGUGUGGGAAAGAGUCUGAAGAGGUGGCUGGAAGAGAAAUUACAGUGGUAGAUACACCAGGUAUGUGUGACACAGAUGUUUCUGAGGAGGAUCUGAAGCAGAAGAUCAGUAAAUGUAUAAACAUGACGGCACCUGGACCUCACGCCAUCCUCCUGGUCAUUAAAGUGGGUCCGUUCACAAAGGAAGAGAGGCUAUCAGUGGAGAAGAUCAGAGUCAUAUUUGGAGAAGAAGCAGAUAAACACACAAUCGUCCUCUUCACUCACGGCGAUAAACUGAAAGGCAGCACUAUUGAGGAACACAUUAGUGAAGCCAGUAAAGAUCUCAAAGAAAUCCUGAGGCACUGUGGAGGAAGAUAUCACAUCUUCAGUAAUAAAGACAUGGAGGAUCGUAAUCAGGUUCUGGAGCUGCUGGAGAAGGUAGAUGACAUGGUCGCUGCUAAUGGAGGUGAAUAUUACACCAAUGACUCUUACCAGGACGUGGAGCUCAUGCUGAAAACUAAAGCAGAUCAACUGAGACGAGAAUAUGAGAAGAAACUACAAGAGAAAGAAAGAGAAUUGGAGACCAGAUUUGCUGAAGAGAGGCAGAAACUGGAUGAUAGAUUGAAUGAGUACAAGCGUUAUUAUGAAGCAAAGCUCAAAGAGUUCAGACUGGAACAAGAACAGACUUAUACUAAUGAGAAGAAACUGAAAAAGAUCCUUACUAAGUUAAAAAGCCUCAAAGUCAAAUUUUAACCACAUUCCGGUUAUAUUCUCAGGGUUAAAUUAUAAGGCUUAUAUGCAGAGUGUACAAUAUUACUUCACUCUAAAAAUGCUGGGUUAAAAACAACCCAAGUUGGGUAAAAUAUGGACAAACCCAGCAGGUUGGUUAAAGGGCACCUAUUAUACCCUCUUUCACAAGAUAUAAUAUCUAAUUAAAUAAAGUCUCUGGUCUGGUCAAGUUUCAGCUUAAAAUACCCCACAAAUAUUCCCCUAUUUAAGGGUGAGCAAAGACAUGCCCUUUCCUAUAUUAAUAUAUUGCUGGCUAAAAAAAAUAAAUCCAAAAUUGGUUUAAAAAAAUGGCUGGGUGAAAACAACCCAAUCCCUGGGUUUGUCCAUAUUUAACCCAGCAUUUUUUAGAGUGUUAUAUAAACAUUUGUACAGGCUAUGGAAUAGGUGGUGUUUUUGGUGAGCUCCGUUGAAAAUAUAUGGGGAAAAAAAAAAAUUACAGACAAGCUGAAAUGUUGGAGGAUGGCACCAAACUUCUUGAUUCAUUGAAAUGGACAUUGCAACACUUUUGUGAUCAAAGUUUGCCUACUCUUACAAGUGAGUUUGAGGACAUUAAAUCUGAAAUAAAUGCCGUUAAAAUAGAAGUUGUCGGCGGCAUUGACGUGUUAUGUGCUUGUGUCCAUGAAGAAAACAACUGAAAUGGAAGAAGGCCUCAGCAUAUUCUCUGACAAGAUAACAGGAAAAAUGUCUUGAUAUAGAGGGACAAAUGAGGAGAUGCAACUUUUGGAUAAUGAAUGUGCCAGAGACACGUGGCUCAUGUACCCCUGCAUCUGUCUCUAAACUGUUUAAAGGGGACCUAUUAUGCAAAAUUCACUUUUGCCUGGUGUUUGGACAUAAAUGUGUGUUGGCAGUGUGUGUACACAACCACCCUAUAGUGAUAAAAAUCCACCCACUCCUUUUUUUAAUCAGGUGUUCUGUAGCUGGAUUUAUUAAUCCACAGAGCUCUCUCCAUGUACACCCUAAAUCUGAGCUGCUGAAAACGGACUUGAACUAGAUGAUAAAAACAAGGGAAAUCAGUCCUCUGCAGUAUGGUGCCAGGAUAUCCAUAUCCCCGCCCUUUCCUCCAAUAGUGGUGCAUGCUAGAACAGCAUUAGGUCAGGAAAUGACUACGAGGACGGGAUGUAUGGUGCAUUUCAUCGAGAUAAACUCCGGAUAACCCAUGACAGGAUUGAAAAACGAUUCAAAGAUCCUAUGACUGAUGGCCUAUGUGACGUCAAUCCUCACUGUUAGUAAGGAUGUAUAAAAGAGGUAAUAGGGCCUCUUAUAACAUUAUCCUGAUAAAGUUUAAAUAUAUAUUUUCAUUAAUAAUAAUAAUAAUAAUAAUAAUAAUAAUAAUAAUAUUGAGUAAAUUUACCAAAGCCUUCUGACUAUCAAGAGCCUUUAAUAAUAAGCUAGAAUGAAGCUCUUUUUGAAGUUAGAUUAUUAAUUUUCUCUUUUUAUAAAUUAGUAAACCCGGUACAGUUGGUACACGUUUUGCUUUUUCCGUUACCACACCAAAUCUAGGGACUGAAAAGAAGUGAUUCUUCAUAUGACAUUUCCUUUACUUGUCCAUUAAAAUAUUAAUAAUUAUUAACAUCCAUAAGUAGGUCACAUUUGCCAAAAAUAGCUCAUAAACACAAGAAGCUUUUUUUGUUCCAACUGUACUCAUGUCAGGUACAGUUGGAACAGUACCUGAGUACAGUUAAGACACUCAUCCAGAAUACUGUAAAGCUGCCUAACCAAUUCACUGCAAAUGUAAAAUACCUUUAAUUUGUAAAACAUUGUACAGUAAUGGCAAACAGCGAGACAAUAUUUAAUUUAAGUUCAUCAUUUUAAUAUUAACAGUUGAAAAGAUGAGUAACAGAAAAAACAUUGAACAAUUGACGAGUUUGGUUCCAAAACGCAAUAACUCCAUUUUGAUUAAUUUGAGUAAAAAGGUGUUUUUUUACCAAGAAAGUGGCAAGGUGAAAACCACUAUUUUCUGUUUCCAACUUUCACAUAGCAUCUUUU
Molecule: messenger RNA, 2983 nt
Organism: Megalobrama amblycephala (Wuchang bream)
Lineage: Eukaryota; Metazoa; Chordata; Actinopteri; Cypriniformes; Xenocyprididae
Product: GTPase IMAP family member 7-like
Exons: 3
Coding region: 41-961 (306 amino acids)
Molecular function (GO): GTP binding
Source: RefSeq, a predicted model, not a curated record